AUGAUCUGCCGUCUAACGACGGGAGCCAUAGAGGCCAUGGUAGUCGUGGCGACCGUGGCAACCAUUAUGGUGGAGAACGCCCUAACAGUCGGAGACACCGGAGAGGCCGAAGAGGACGCGGAGGACACGACAAUCAGCCCUCCCAAGCAAGGAUACUUAAUUCGCGCUCAGCGGCAGCUCACCCAGAAGCGUGUUGCAGCGCUGCCAGCAGAAGUAAAAAAAGAGCUUUUAACUCGCAAGCGUGACUCUGAGGUUGCUAGAGUUAUAAUGCCUGACGCGCCUCCGCGCAAAAGGCGCGCCCGAUUGGCGUCGCCGGAGCGCGAACCAUGCGAGUUCAUGGAACCAGAAUGUGAUAGCCAGCGUAAAAAAAUUAUUAUUUUAGAGGAUAUACAAUUGGUGCCCCCCAAACACGCCGAAAUCAUGGCUAACGUCGAGAUACAUAACAUUCAACAAUCGCCGCCCGGGGAUGUCGAGAUAGAUGAAAUUCAACUAUCUCCGCCCAGGGACGUGGAGAUACAAGACCUGAAACCUAGAGAUUUGCUGCGUAUCGGAAACAAUAUGGUAGCCGAGGCUGAUGACGAAGUAACUGUGACGCCUUCCACUAGCAAACAGCGUACUUCGAUUGGGGUUAUUGACAAGAAUUUCGACGUUGUCGUUGGCGACUGGAUAAAACUGACCGAUGACCUAAGUGACUGUGACAUGGACACAGAAAACGAGGACUGCUUUCUCCCUGUCAUGACCUCACGCAACGCUACGGCGGAGCCUGCAGCUGAAACUGACAUGACGUUGUACGAGACAGUUCAGGACAACUUUGGCGGAAGACUUACUAAAGUUACACCGACAUAUUGA
Messenger RNA from Parnassius apollo (apollo), 849 nucleotides. NCBI's taxonomy places the organism in Eukaryota, Metazoa, Arthropoda, Insecta, Lepidoptera, Papilionidae. The record is from the annotation of a GenBank genome assembly.